Dicrocoelium dendriticum is the source of this 930-nucleotide messenger RNA. Lineage: Eukaryota; Metazoa; Platyhelminthes; Trematoda; Plagiorchiida; Dicrocoeliidae. The record is from the annotation of a GenBank genome assembly.
AUGCCUGUCAGUGUGUUCUACUCUCAACAUGUGUUGCCUCAAAAACCGAGUUCCAUUCAAUUGGACAUCAAAAAGACCUCCUUCAAAAAGGUUGGCACGUUUCUCAAAGUGAUGGAAGAUGACGGAUUAAUCUCGUUACUUCAGGUCAAACCUGGUGUGUACACUCUGAAGUCCAUUUCUCGGGACCAUUCAUCUCUACAGGAUGUCCAGCCUUUCGUUACGGACGACUCCACUGGAGCCUCUUCACAAAAGUCGUGGCCACCAGGCUACUUUGGACCACCGACGAUAGAAGAUGUUCGCAUCGUGACCGGGCCGACUGCUUCCUUCUUUGCUCAGUUCGGUUUCAGACCUAACACUUGCAUCACCCAAUCUGAAUCACGGAACGCAGUGAAUAGCUACGUCCGCGAACAUGGGCUGCUACGACAGGAUGACCCAAAUCUUGUUCGAUUGGAUGAUUUGUUGGUAAAGCUGUGCGACCCGAAACUGUACACAGAGGCACCCGAAAGCACUUUGGCUCAACCGGUCUACCUUUCGCGUUUGGACCACAUACUCUCCAGCAUCAUGCAGCCCAUGCCUGUCGCGUAUCGGAUCACCUUUCCCACUGAGGGUACAACCCCCGUCCUGUGGCGCAAACCGGGUAAACUACCAUCCAUCGAACUCUCCACUGCAAAAAAGAAUGGAAAAAGGCUUACUAGGAUAACCAACUUGUCCGUGUUUGGGAUCGAUCCGGACGCGUUUGCUAAACACUUGCAGCUGACAUUGGCUUGUUCUGCUGGUCGAGUUGAGGACCCACAGUUUCCUAAUUCCGAUAUCAUUCGAGCUCAGGGUUGGCAUGAUGCUGCUAUCUCCAAGAUGCUCGUAGAAACGUAUGGCAUCAAAAAACAAUUUAUCAACGGAUAUGUUGAAGAUCCAAAGAAGAAAAGAAAAUGA